Caenorhabditis sp. 36 PRJEB53466 is the source of this 492-nucleotide messenger RNA. Lineage: Eukaryota; Metazoa; Nematoda; Chromadorea; Rhabditida; Rhabditidae. The record is from the annotation of a GenBank genome assembly.
AUGGCAGACUCUCCGAAUCCGGUCCCGGGCGACUCGAACAACUCGAACGGCGCUCCUUCAAAUGUGAUCCUUGUGGCUCCGGCCGUUCCGGUCCCUUCCGCUACUCCGGGACCACCUGUGGAUCCACGAGAGUCCCCUUCUCCUCCACCAGGCGGUCCCCCUCGACCGCCGACGGGUCUCAAUCGAUUCAUGACCAUAGAGGUCCACGAUCCGACUACAAACACAGUUUCCACGGCACAUUUGGAGUUUGUGCUCAACACCGAGCCGUACGGAGCCUACUGUCCCCAUUGCAAGGUCGGUUUCGAGAAGAAUGUGCUCAAAUCAAUCGAUAUUCAGCGCAUGGUCCGAACCCGCACCUCCACACUAAACCACGACGGUCCCUGGCUGCUCAGUCUGCCGGUGCUCAACCGCUGCUGUCGGCGCGACAAGCGGAUCCUUCACUCGUGCUCCGUCUGCUCAAAAAGCCUCUCCUACACUCAGACGCACGAUUGA